Raphanus sativus (radish) is the source of this 1208-nucleotide messenger RNA. Its product is annotated as paired amphipathic helix protein Sin3-like 2. Gene Ontology annotation, cellular component: chromatin; histone deacetylase complex. The transcript has a single exon. Lineage: Eukaryota; Viridiplantae; Streptophyta; Magnoliopsida; Brassicales; Brassicaceae. Gene Ontology annotation, biological process: negative regulation of transcription by RNA polymerase II. Gene Ontology annotation, molecular function: transcription corepressor activity. Bases 67 to 1104 code for a protein of 345 amino acids. The record is from RefSeq and is a predicted model, not a curated record.
ACGAAUCAGAGAGAAGAAAAAAAAGAGUAAGUAAGAGAUAGGUUUAAAGCGACUGCGAAGUGCAUUAUGGCGUCCGUCGAUGAGAAUUUAGAGUCACUCCUGAGUUCCGCUAAGGAGAUCUAUGACAAACUGAGUGACUCGGAGAUGAAAUCGUUGCUUUCCUUGAUUCAUGCCUUCAGUAACAAGGAAAUCACAGUUAGCGUGCUCAGUAAGUCUACUCAUCUUUUGUUCGGCUACCAUAAAAACACCACUGAGCAACAGCGUCACUCGGGGAUGGAAUCGCUACUGUCCUUGAUUGAUGCCUUGAGUAACAAGGGAAUCACACAUAGCGUGUUCAGCAAGUCUAUUGAUGUUUUGUUCGACAACCAUGUUAAGACGACCAAACAAGACUUUGUUGAAGAAGGUGAGAUCCGAGAAGAUUACCAUGUCUGUGCGGUUAGGGCUGACGUAGAUGAGAGCCCGGAGAAGAGUGGAGCCCACGUUAGGAUUAGGGUUAAGAUAGAUGAGAACCCUAAAGGAGAUGUUUCCGAGGAAAAGAAGAGAAGGAUCUUGCAAUCGGAAGAGAAGAAACCUAAAAAGUCAAGGCGGUUAUACCGAGUGACACCGAGCUACAAGCUUAUCCCUGAGGAACAACAAUAUCGUGUCUCAGACAACCUUGACGGACCAGAACUGGACUGUCUGAACAACAAGUACUCUGUGAUGCAAUUUAAUGGUGCUUCGGGACAUAAGCAACUGAGCAAGUACGAAGAAGCGAUUGAGAGAUGCGAAGAGGACAUGUUUGAGACUGAUAUGUUGAUGGGAUCUCUUGAAAGUGCGGUGCAGAGCGCUGAGAAAGUUAUAAAGGAGGAGAUGGGAGUGGAACAACUUGGAGUGAAGUUCUACAGGUGCAUCGACAUGCUAUACCGUGGAGAUAUGUCUGAGAUUGUGAGAGAAGACCACAAGAAGGCUUUACCUGUCAUCUUAAUCCGGUUGAAGCAGAAGCUGGAUGAGCUCACGGUUGCUCGGGAAAGCUGGAAGCCUCGCUGGAAGAAAGUCUUUAAGGAAAACACUGCGAAGCAAAGAGAAGCCACAAGAAAAAAAAUGAAGGGAAACAGUUUUUGUUAAUGUAUGACUUUUGGUUGUUGUAAUGUUCCAUUGAACAUCACAUUCACACAGCUCUCUGAUCAGACUAUUUGUAUAUGAGUUAUUUAAUGCAAUCGACUUUUCUA